CGGUCGCCGUUCCCGCCCCGCGGCCGUUAUGCGGCGCGCGCUGCCGCCGCUCCGCGCUCUCCUCAGGGCCGGCGCGGCGGGGCGGCCGCCCCGGCUCCCGGCGCUCAACGGGCUCUGCGGCGCGCCGGCGGCUGAGGGGAGCGGCGGCGGCAGCGAGCUCAACAUACUGCCAUCCUUUGGUUUUCUUUUUGACAUUGAUGGAGUACUGGUACGAGGAAAGACUCCAAUUCCUGCUGCAAAAACAGCCUUUCAAAAGCUAGUGAAUUCUCAGGGACAGUUCUUGGUGCCUGUAGUGUUUGUCACCAAUGCAGGGAAUUGCCUUCGCCAGAAAAAAGCUGAUCAGUUGUCUCAUCUACUGGGAGUUCCAAUUUCACAAGAACAAGUGAUGAUGUCACACAGUCCUCUGCGGAUGUUCAAACGUUAUCAUGAAAAAUGUGUUCUUGUAUCUGGACAAGGACCACUUCUUGAUAUUGCUCGAGACCUUGGUUUCUGUCAGCCUAUUACCAUUGAAACAUUGCGGGAGAAACACCCUUUGCUAGAUGUAGUUGACCAUGACAGAAGGCCUAACGUUCUGUACCCCUCUGCUGUGGAGCUUCCCAAGAUUGAGGCUGUUGUUUUGUUUGGGGAGCCUGUCAGAUGGGAAACCAACCUUCAGUUGAUAAUAGACGUUUUGCUGACAAGUGGCUAUCCUGGAAAUCCAUAUCACCGUGAAAAUUACCCUCACAUUCCUGUACUUGCUUGUAAUAUGGAUCUGAUGUGGGUAGCUGAAGCACAGUCUCCAAGGUUUGGGCAUGGAACAUUCAUGGUUUGUUUGGAAAACAUUUACAAGAAGAUCACUGGCAAAGACCUGAAAUAUGAGGUCUUAAUGGGCAAACCUAGUAAACUGACCUACCAGUAUGCAGAAUACCUCAUCAGGGCUCAGGCAGCAGAAAGGCAGUGGAAGCAACCUAUUCAAACUCUUUAUGCAGUCGGAGAUAAUCUCAUGACUGAUGUGUAUGGUGCUAACCUUUACAAUCGCUAUCUUGAAGAGAACUCCAGAAAAGGUUCAAAAUCACGGAUUCAGGCCAAAGUUGCUGGUGGCAGAGGAUCUGCCACUCUCUCUCAGGAUGAUGAAAUAGACAACAGUUGGGAGAAUGAAUUAGCAUCUGCAGCAGCUGCCCACUGUAGGUCUGUUCUUGUUUGUACUGGGGUUUACAACCCUCACGCCGAGGUUCCCUUGGAUACCAGGGAGAGCAUAACUGAAACGGUGUUCCAUGGCCACAGAGAUUUUAGAUUUGAUCCUGGUUUAGUAGAACCAGAUCAUAUUGUACCAGAUGUUGAUGCUGCUGUAGACCUGGUCUUCCAGCUGGAGAACUUUGCACCUAAUUGAGAUGACAUGAUUUCUUACGGACUACUCAGUGCUAUGCUUUUCUUCCCAAAAAACAGUGCUUUAAAAUCAUGCCACAAACUGCUGCUUUCCAGAAGUUUUACAUUUUAAAUUAAUACAAUCUUAUAUUAAGGAUAUUAAUAUACCUAUAUAUACUUAGGUAUAUUAAUAUACUUAAGUAUAUUAAAUAUCAAUAAUGCUUUUUAAAGUACUUUGAAAUACAUAAUUUCUUGCUUUAGUUGACCUUUAUUGCCCUUGUAUUCAUUAUGUUAGGUAUUUUAACAGCAAUUUUUCAUAGUAGCUCAUGCAUGUUACUGGUACUUAAAUUCCCACGACAGUACCUUCUUUUGUUUGCUGGAAGAUCGAGCUUCUAGGUAUUGGGGAUCUUGAGGAUAUUGGAUUGUGGUGCUGGGGUCGUUCACACCAUUACAAAUUGGCUGGUACAGAGCACAACAUGUAUUACUGCUUGGUAUUCUGCAAGCAAGGAGUGCUCUCCAAUUAGAGUGAAGUUCAGGUCUGUUCUGCUACUUUCUACUUGCUCACGUACAACCCUGCAGCCUUUCUUUUUAUCUGUUUUCCCGUGUGUCUGGAGCUGCUAUUGCUUCUCUGUACUCUGACAUGUAAAGCCUUAAUAGAAAUGCCCACGUAAGAUGGAGAAGGCUGACUUGUUAACACCAUUUUUGGAACUCCCAACUAAGCUGAACACAGUCAUGUAAGGAAAGUGGCUAACAUUGGGUGCACUGUGUGGCAUAAUACCUGGCCUUUUUGUCUUUGCCUUUUUAACUGCACUUUUUUGAGGAAUUUAGAAUCUUAGAAAGUUUUAGCAAUUAUGUUUCAGGUGUUUCUGUCAGUUGGACUUUUCCACUGAAUGAGUGACUACUGUUUGGGCAAAAAGUGCCUAGUAAUUUACUUGAAGCUUCAUACCACUGUGGUAAUUAACUGGCCUUUAGUGGAAUAUACUUCAUCUUGUGUCAAUGUUAUAUGUUGUUUGGUUCAUAGAUUUUAUAGAUGUUCAUUUAAAAAAAAAAGUAAUUUAUUUUAUGUUAUUUUUGUAAAAUACUUUUAAACAUUUUCAUUCAAAAGAUGUCUUUGAAAAUAUUUUUGUGUUAAUUUGUUACAACACAGGAUAUGGUGUACUUGUGACAUAAGCUUGGAAAACAUAAGCCAGUUAAGUGUGUUUGAAAAACAAAGUCAGUUUACACACAAAUACCACUUACCAUCACCUUGGGGGCUAGACAGGUUUUUAUGUUUUUUGUUUUUUGGGUUUUUUUUUCAAAUUAGAAACUGUACAAACAAAAAUCUGUGGGUCUUCAGUCUUCCCAAGUACUUGCAGAACUAGCGGAAAGCUAGCUUAAAAGUGUUGAUAGACAGAUGGUGGCAUAAAGUGAAAUGAAUUCCUGGCCAGCUUCUUCACUGCUUAUUAUCCUGAUACCAAAAUCUGAAAACCCACGUCAUGAAGACAACAUUGCUGUUAUGAACUCAGAUUUUUUUGUUGUGUUUUUUUGUUGUGUUUUUUCUAUUUGCAGACCACUGUAAUCCCCCUCUCUCUUCUGUCUGGAUUGUUGAUUCAUUCACUCAUGUUUUAUAAAUAGGUUUCAAUGUAUCUUGCUGAAUCCAGUUUAAGGACACUGCUCUAAACAGUGUAUUUCCUGUUUCUUCACUGGGAAAGUAUUACGGCAGCACAUUCUUGCCUUUUUUUAUUGGUACAAUAAACAGAUAUAUAACUAUUUCUUUAGCACUUUUCUGUAAUACGCCAACUAUUUGCAAAGUAUGCCAAAUCUUUCUAAGUAAAGAUGGUAGUUUUGUAAAAUGUCAGGAUGACUUGAAGUUGCAUUGUUUCAAUACUGAGGCAUGUUGCAGAGCUCUUUAACUGUUACUGGAAGCGGUGUCAGGCUGUCAGUGAAGCAAGGAAUAAAGAUGUGGAUGUUGAUGAAGAACAGAAAA
Molecule: messenger RNA, 3310 nt
Organism: Aquila chrysaetos chrysaetos
Lineage: Eukaryota; Metazoa; Chordata; Aves; Accipitriformes; Accipitridae
Product: haloacid dehalogenase-like hydrolase domain-containing 5
Exons: 8
Coding region: 29-1369 (446 amino acids)
Biological process (GO): glycerophospholipid biosynthetic process
Cellular component (GO): mitochondrion
Source: RefSeq, a predicted model, not a curated record